Molecule: messenger RNA, 1058 nt
Organism: Saccostrea cuccullata (small rock oyster)
Lineage: Eukaryota; Metazoa; Mollusca; Bivalvia; Ostreida; Ostreidae
Product: ankyrin repeat domain-containing protein 54-like
Exons: 7
Molecular function (GO): protein binding
Source: RefSeq, a predicted model, not a curated record
AUAUCAGGGGAUACAGGAAUACCAGUAAUUUUCCCCAAGUAGAUUUCACAGCCUGGUCACCAGAAGCAGGGUCUGGUCUGGACUUUUUGUGUCUUGUCCCUUUCUCAGCGAUUUACAAGCCCAUCUACAGACAGACAGACACACCAGGGAAGGUCAAAGUCAGUGUUACACAUAGGCAGCAGAGACAGAAGAAAUUCAAAUGUAGCAGCACUGUAGGAAACUAUAUUGCAGAUGAAAGAAGGUUACAGAAUGCUGCUAAUGAGAAUGACCUUAAUGCAGUGGUUGAAUUGCUUGAAGAUGGAGUAGAUCCAUGUUGUUCAGACAACAAACAAAGAACUCCUCUCCAUUUUGCCUCAUCUCAGGGAUAUGAAAAAGUUGUUAAAGCCUUGCUGGACAAGGGUGCAGAUCCAAACCAGAAAGACAUUCUUGGAAAUACACCUCUUCACCUAGCUGCUUGCACAGGUCAAGUCCCAGUGGUUACUCUAUUGCUGAAAGCAGGAACAAAUCUGAAGUCUGUGGAUAGACAUGGCAGAACUCCAUUAAGUGUAGCAAAAUCACGACUCCGAUUCCUGAGUGAAGAAAGAGAGUAUUCCUCACAAAGGGUUAAGGACGAAACUCUAGAGAUUGGGGAAAUGAUGAGGGCAUAUUUAAACAUUUCUGGACUGCACCAGGAGGCAGAACAGAUAGAUCAGCUGUGUCACCAGUUACAGGGUGUGUCGACACGGGAGGAAGUGGACCACCUUAAUUCUCUCUUCACAGACUUUGCAAGUCUCAAUAUCGAAAAAUCACAGAACAGGACAUAGCUGUGUGUUCAGCAUUUCAUCUGAACAUUAUUGCAUUACAUCGGCCACAGUAUUUGUCAUCUGAAUGUUAAAGCAUUUCAUUGAAUACAAUGUUUUUUUUAUAUGGGAAUUGCUGCCUAUUUGUUUGAAUGUGAUGUAUAUAUGUAGAUUUCAAUUUGUUUGUAUUUGUAUAAUAUGUUAUGAAUGAAUGGUGUACAAAAUUUUCAUUUGAAGAAUGUCACUAGAUGUUUACCAAUAAAUCAGGAUUCAAAUCUU